CCACCCCUUCUCGGUGCUGCCAUCAGAAGAGGCCUCUGUGCAUUCUCGCUGCAAGUUGGAAGGAAGAAGAUGGCAAGAGCGGUGCCUUUUCCGAAAAGAUUCCAAGCGCGUUGGGCGACGCCUUUAUAACAGUCGUCCUCUUCUCCUCGUUGAUCUCCGAGCCAUACAAAAGCCUCGCGGCCCCUCGGUCCGCUCCGAGGUCCGAAGUCGAAUAGCUUGGGAUGAGAAGCUCCGCGCGGCACGAACGGCGAUGGGCGUCGGACACGGUGCCCAGAGGGAGCGCGAUCAGUGCCGGCUCGUCGCCGGGGACUUCUGGGAAGGCGCCGGACGAGAGCGAGGAGGAGUUCGUGGAGGUGACGCUCGACCUCCAGGGAGACGAUACAAUCGUGCUCCGCAGCGUCGAGCCGGCCUUCGUGGCGGACGCCGGGUACCUGUCCGACGCCACCGAGUCGGCUGCCUCGCGAUCGCCCUCGAUCGUGCGGAGCUCGUCUCACCGGCUGCGGCAGUUCUCCCAGGAGCUGAAAGCGGAGGCGGUAGCGCGGGCGCGGCAGCUGAAGGAGGACCUCAAGGCCGAGCUCAAGCGGUUCACAUGGGGCCACGGCCCGUCGCGAGCGGGUGCGGCCGCGGCCUCUUCCUCCUCCUCCUCUGCUGGGAUCGUCGGAGCUGUGUCCCCAGCGCUGGACUCCGCCCUGGCCGCCCGCGCGGCGCGGCGGCAGCUAGCGCAGCUGGAUCGGAGCCGAUCGGGCGCUAAGAAGGCCCUCCGUGGCCUCAGAUUUAUCAGCGGGAACAAAGCCAACGGCGUCGAUGCGUGGAACGAGGUCCAGAGCAACUUCGAUAAGCUGGCGCGCGACGGCUACCUCUCGCGCUCCGAUUUCGCCCAAUGCAUAGGCAUGAGGGACUCCAAGGAGUUCGCAUUGGAGUUGUUCGACGCAUUGACCAGGCGGAGAAGAUUGAACGCGGAGCGGAUCGGCAAAGAGGAGCUGCACGAGUUCUGGUGUCAGAUCACCGAUCAAAGCUUCGAUUCUCGCCUCGAGAUCUUCUUCGACAUGGUGGACAAGAACGAGGACGGCCGGAUCACCGAGGAGGAAGUAAAAGAGAUAAUAAUGCUGAGCGCGUCCGCAAACAAGCUGUCGAGGCUGAAGGAACAGGCUGAGGAAUACGCAGCUCUAAUCAUGGAGGAGUUGGAUCCCGAGAGACUCGGCUACAUCGAGCUCUGGCAGCUGGAGACGUUGCUGCUGCAAAGGGACACGUACCUCAACUACAGUCAGGCCCUGAGCUACACGAGCCAGGCACUGAGCCAGAACUUGGCUGGACUGAGGAAGAAGGGGCCCAUCCGGAAGCUGAGCACCAAGCUGGGCUACUACUUGGAGGAGAACUGGAAGCGGCUGUGGGUGAUGGCACUGUGGAUCGGGGUGAUGGCCGGGCUGUUUUCUUGGAAGUUCAUCCAGUACCGGAACAGGUACGCGUUCCAGGUGAUGGGGUACUGCAUCACCACCGCCAAGGGCGCGGCCGAGACGCUCAAGUUCAACAUGGCCCUCAUUCUCCUCCCUGUGUGUCGAAACACCAUCACCUGGCUUCGCUCCACCCGGUUGGCCCGUGCCUUGCCCUUCGACGACAACAUCAACUUUCAUAAGACGAUAGCGGCAGCGAUCGUGGUCGGGGUGAUCCUCCACGCCGGCGUCCAUGUUACCUGCGACUUCCCCCAUCUGAUCUCGGCCUCGCGUGAGAAGUAUGCGCCCUUAAGCCCUUACUUCGGAAAAACCAAGCCCACAUACUUGGAUCUAGUACGAGGCCUCGAGGGCGUGACUGGCAUCAUAAUGGUGGUCUGCAUGUUGGUGGCCUUCACGCUCGCGACGCACUGGUUCCGCCGAAGCCUGGUGAGGUUCCCCAAGCCCUUGGACAGGCUGACCGGCUUCAAUGCUUUCUGGUACUCCCACCACCUGUUUGUCAUCGUCUACGUGUUGCUCAUUGUCCACGGAGAACGCCUCUACCUCAUCCACGAGUGGUACAGAAAGACGACAUGGAUGUAUCUUGCAGUUCCUCUUCUGUUGUACGUUGGGGAGAGAAGCCUAAGAGCCCUGAGGUCCGGCUAUUACUCAGUUCGGCUCCUCAAGGUCGCCAUAUAUCCUGGCAAUGUUCUCACGCUACAAAUGUCGAAGCCCGUAGCGUUCCGCUAUAAGAGUGGUCAGUACAUGUUUGUUCAGUGCCCUGCCGUCUCGCCCUUCGAGUGGCAUCCCUUCUCCAUUACUUCAGCUCCGGGGGAUGACUACCUAAGCGUCCACAUAAGACAACUGGGUGACUGGACACGAGAACUACGACGCGUGUUUGCGGCGGCCUGUGAACCUCCGGUGGCGGGAAAGAGUGGCCUUCUAAGAGCCGAUGAGGCCACCAAGAAAAGCCUGCCCAAGCUUUUGAUAGACGGGCCUUACGGUGCUCCAGCUCAGGACUACAAGAAGUACGACGUUCUUCUGCUCGUCGGCCUUGGAAUCGGUGCCACGCCUUUCAUUAGCAUUUUGAAGGAUCUCCUCAACAACAUAGUCAAAAUGGAGGAGGAAAACGAGGCGCUCUUAGACGAUUGCCCACCGAAGCCACAAAACGGAGAGCGUGUCGAUUUGGCCACGCUUAUGAGGGCUUCGCGAAGAGUAACGUGGACGCUCAGAACCACCAAUGCAUACUUCUAUUGGGUGACACGUGAACAAGGCUCCUUUGACUGGUUCAAAGGAGUUAUGAAUGAAGUGGCCGAGUUAGAUCAAAGGGGCGUAAUUGAGAUGCACAAUUACUUGACAAGCGUGUACGAGGAAGGAGACGCUAGAUCGGCACUGAUCACCAUGAUCCAAGCUCUCAAUCAUGCUAAGAAUGGCGUCGACAUAGUUUCGGGCACCAGAGUGCGCACGCAUUUCGCGAGGCCGAAUUGGAAGAAAGUCUUCUCUAGGAUAUGCUCUAAGCACCCUUACGCCAAGAUAGGAGUAUUCUAUUGUGGCGCACCGGUGUUGGCGCAGGAGCUUAACAAGUUGUGCUACGAAUACAACCAGAAAAGCAGCACCAGAUUUGAGUUCCACAAGGAGCAUUUCUGAUCGCAUUACUUAUCCACACGGUAUAUAAUAAAUGUAUAGCCUUUUUUAUUUUAUUUUAUUUAUUAAUAUACAGAUGAGGAGAGAGAGAGAGAGAGAGAGAGAGAAUUUCUAGAAGUAGAUGUAAACACGUCUUGAAGGAAAAAAGGUUUUCAUGAUUGACCACUACAAGAGAGAGACAGGUGCGCCACAGCUGGAACAGCUAGUGGAGGUAGCAUUCGUGGACGGGUGCGAUUGGUUAAACAGCAAGUGGUGGUGGGACCGCCACUGGGAUCCCAUUGUGGCAGGUUGGCGUCCAAAUGGUUUUCCUAUUCGUAGCAGUCGAUAGGGAGUAGAAGGGAAGUGCGAUCUUGUUGUACAUUUCGUAUGUGAUCCAGCCCAGCUAUGUAGGUUACAACGGUGGCCAGUAAGUAUUGGGCAGUGCAUGCAUGGCCUGUUGCGAUUCCAUCUGUCUCAUAAAUCGUCCGACAUUGCAAUUUCUAGAAGCCAAUUGUUAAUUUUGAGUUGAUGUUCA
Molecule: messenger RNA, 3585 nt
Organism: Musa acuminata subsp. malaccensis (wild Malaysian banana)
Lineage: Eukaryota; Viridiplantae; Streptophyta; Magnoliopsida; Zingiberales; Musaceae
Product: respiratory burst oxidase homolog protein A
Cellular component (GO): plasma membrane
Molecular function (GO): peroxidase activity; calcium ion binding; NAD(P)H oxidase H2O2-forming activity
Source: RefSeq, a predicted model, not a curated record